AUGAGCCACGCAAAGAGACAUAAGAAUCGUAUAUUGAGGAACAAAGCUAGAAUCUAUUGUGAUGUCAAUUAUAACAAACCAAAGGAUUACUGGAACUAUGAAGCAUUGAAUGUAGAAUGGGGAUCACAAGAUGAUUAUGAGAUUGUUAGAAAGAUUGGACGUGGAAAGUACUCUGAAGUAUUUGAAGGUGCUCAUAGUAAGAAUAAUGAGAAGUGUGUGAUCAAGGUACUGAAGCCUGUAAAGAAGAAGAAGAUUAAGAGAGAGAUUAAGAUUCUGCAGAACUUGUGCGGAGGCCCAAAUAUCAUCACGCUGUUGGAUGUGGUCCGCGAUCCUCAAUCAAAGACACCAAGCCUCAUCUUUGAAUACAUCAACAACACCGACUUCAAACACCUGGCGCCCACGCUGACCGACUUUGAUGUGCGAUACUACAUAUUAGAGUUACUGCGCGCCCUCGACUUUUGCCACUCCAACGGCGUCAUGCAUCGCGAUGUCAAGCCCAGCAACGUCAUGAUCGAUCAUCAGAAACGCAAGCUCUUCCUCAUCGACUGGGGUCUGGCUGAAUUCUACCAUCCCAACCAGGACUACAAUGUCCGUGUCGCCUCUCGUCCCUACAAGGGACCAGAGUUGCUCGUCGAUAUGGAGGACUAUGAUUAUAGCUUGGACAUGUGGAGUCUUGGAUGCAUGUUUGCUGGAAUGCUCUUCCAGAAGGAUCCAUUCUUCCAUGGACAUGACAACAUUGAUCAACUUGUCAAGAUUGUCAAGGUGUUGGGCACUGAAGAGUUCUACGCAUACUUGGACAAAUAUGGAAUAGUGAUCGAUCCAACUCUACAAAAUAUACUUGGCAAACAUCCAAAGAAGCCAUGGGCAAAGUUCGUUACAAACGACAACAAGAACCUUGCUGUGCCAGAGGCCAUUGAUUUCCUGGACAGACUCUUGCGCUACGAUCCAGCAGAGAGACUGACGACAAAGGAGGCGAUGGAGCAUCCAUACUUCAAGAUCCUGCUCCAGAAUUCACACAUGAACUAG
Acytostelium subglobosum LB1 is the source of this 1026-nucleotide messenger RNA. RefSeq lists its product as hypothetical. Gene Ontology annotation, biological process: protein phosphorylation. NCBI's taxonomy places the organism in Eukaryota, Evosea, Eumycetozoa, Acytosteliales, Acytosteliaceae. Bases 1 to 1026 code for a protein of 341 amino acids. Gene Ontology annotation, cellular component: nucleus; protein kinase CK2 complex; cytosol. The transcript has 4 exons. Gene Ontology annotation, molecular function: protein serine/threonine kinase activity; ATP binding. The record is from RefSeq and is a predicted model, not a curated record.